CGGACAGGUGUGAAAAUGGUCAUGAUCCAGGAUGGCCCGUUGCCUACGGGAGCAGAUAAGCCUCUCCGCAUCACAGGAGACCCGUUCAAAGUACAGCAAGCAAGAGAAAUGGUAUUAGAGAUCAUCCGAGAGAAAGACCAAGCUGACUUCCGAGGUGUCCGAGGUGACUUUGGUGCCCGCGUGGGAGGAGGCAGCAUAGAGGUGUCUGUGCCAAGGUUUGCUGUUGGGAUUGUAAUAGGAAGAAAUGGGGAAAUGAUCAAAAAGAUUCAGAAUGAUGCCGGGGUGAGGAUUCAGUUCAAGCCAGACGAUGGUAUUAGUCCGGAGAGAGCUGCACAAGUCAUGGGACCCCCAGAUCGGUGUCAGCACGCGGCACACAUCAUCAACGAGCUUAUUCUUACAGCCCAGGAGAGAGAUGGCUUCGGAGGCCUCGCGGUGGCCAGAGGUCGAGGCCGUGGCCGUGGCGACUGGACUGUGGGAGCCCCUGGUGGCGUCCAGGAGAUAACCUACCCAGUGCCGGCAGAUAAGUGCGGCCUCGUCAUAGGCAAAGGGGGUGAGAACAUCAAAAGCAUAAAUCAGCAGUCAGGAGCGCACGUGGAGCUCCAGCGGAACCCCCCUCCCAACACUGACCCCAACCUGCGAAUAUUCACCAUCAGGGGCAUUCCUCAACAGAUCGAGGUGGCCAGACAUCUCAUAGAUGAGAAAGUUGGCGGGACCGGUCUCGGAGCACCCGGAGCCUUCGGACAGAGCCCCUUCAGCCAGCCACCUGCCGCCCCUCAUCAAAACACAUUUCCUCCAAGGAGCUCAGGCUGCUUCCCGAGCCUUGCUGCUAAAGUGAACGGAAACCCCCACAGCACCCCUGUGAGCGGUCCUCCGGCCUUUCUGACCCAGGGAUGGGGCAGCACCUACCAGACGUGGCAGCAGCCCACACAGCAGGUCCCAAGCCAGCAGAGCCAGCCGCCGAGCAGCCAGCCCGACUACAGCAAGGCCUGGGAAGACUAUUACAAAAAACAGAGUCACGCUGCCAGCGCCGCUCCUCAGGCCAGCUCCCCGCCGGACUACACAAUGGCCUGGGCGGAAUAUUACAGACAGCAGGUCGCUUUCUACGGGCAGACGUUAGGGCAAGCGCAGGCCCACAGCCAGGAGCAGUAGGACAACGACCUGCAGCUCUUUCCUCCCCGAAAUCAUUGUGAGCAAAAACCUAUUUGUAACAGAGGUUUUUAGAUUUGCAAACCUUUUGAUGAAGAACCUUUGUUUUGUUCUGUGAAACACUAUAUUUAGAUUAACAGGAUUUUUCUAAAAAUCGGGAAAAUUAGUUACUAAAAAUUGCUGAUAAUUUGUUUCAUUAUUUUUGUUUGUUAUUUCAAAUGUGUAAGCUCUGGGAUUCUCCCUGGAGCGAGACCUGCAAAAUUCAGGCGCCAGCGCGUGCCUCAGAGCAGUGACAUUUCAACACGGUGUGUUUGUUUUGUUUUGUUCCGUUUUGUUGCGUGUCUUUUUAUUUACAGUUUUUUCUGUUGCAACAGAAAGUGGCUUGGAAGUCUUAGGUGGUAUGUAACAAAUUCUUUUAAAAAUUUUUAAACAGUAUUUAAAUAUUCUUAAAUGUGUAAAUUCAUUAAAUGUUUUACUUCUAAUUUCAUGUUAUCUUGGCUGUCUGGUUAUAUUGCAUUUUUUAAAAAACUGAACUAUUAUGUAUUGUAAUUAAUUAUGUGAAUUCUGAAUUGAGACAGAUAAUUGUAUUGCUGUCCAACAGGGGUUGGGAGGGGGCAUUUUAUAGGGUUUGUAUAAUUUCUAGAGUGCUAAAGGGGUAAUAUAAAAACGUGUCCGUGUGUUUAGCAUACAUUUUUUAGUGUCUCCAUUACCAGUUGCAAUUGUGUAUCUAAGACCUCCAAGCUUGUUUUAAAAACAAAACAAAAAACCUUUCUCUCUUCUCUCAGAAAUAUAAAUACUGUUAUUUUUAAUAUUAAAAAGAAAUUCGAUAUAACUUUUAACAAACACUGUGGAACGUUAAACCGCGUGAAAAUGGAGUAACUGUUGUUUAAUUCCAAGAUGUUUCUUCCUUUUUUCUUUUAAAUAUUUUCUUAAUAUUUGUCAAAUUAACUAGGUGAAUAAAUAAAUCUAGUAUUAACCACCAUAUGAAUUAAAUAAUUUUGAUUUAAUAAAAGGGAUAAUAUGAUUUCCAGUGUUUACUGUAGUGCGUCUUGUACAGAUAACAUGUAUUUUUAAAGGAAAGAAAAACGGAGUCGAAGCUAUUUUUUCUUGCAUUUUUAAUUGACCCGAGGGACAUUCCGUUUGAAAUGUACCGAAGUUACAGUUUCUGGGUUUUUCUCCUUAUUUUCCUUAUAAUGCUUGAAAUGUCUAACUAUUAAAAAAAGGCAAUUGGAAAAUGUUAUGCAUGUUGUUUUAAAAAAAAAAAGUGUUCUUUUUAUUUGACUGACAAUUCAUUUUACACUCUAUAUAAUAAAAUUUCCACAAGCCGUCUUGUGGGCCAAGUA
Messenger RNA from Leptonychotes weddellii (Weddell seal), 2489 nucleotides. Lineage: Eukaryota; Metazoa; Chordata; Mammalia; Carnivora; Phocidae. The record is from RefSeq and is a predicted model, not a curated record.